AGAAAAGGAGGUUGAGGAGCUGAAGAUGGAUGAAGAGUUGAAGAAGGACUUGAGGCUGCAGUUGUCUCGUAGCUGUUGCCUUAUCUCUACACGCUUCUCAACGUACAAUAGUUAGAAAUUUGUCAUAAGAGAUGACUUAAACAACACUACUAUGACUUCUCAAAUCUCAUCACCUUGCAAAUGGACUGAUCAUCACUUGAAUCAGCAAGUGAUGGGAAGAAUCUUCACUUGGGUUUGCCUCCUGUCCAGUGUUUCCUCAUCCCUUGUUCCAUAUAAAACUUCUAUUGUUCAAAGUGGCCGUCUACUUGUAUCAUUCUUUGGUUAUCCUGACAAAUGUGUGUAUGGUGGUACCGAGCAUGCAUGUACGUUCAGCAUUGCAUGUUGGCUUGUUGGAGGCAGUAUGGAGCAAGGAUGCACUACAGGCAGUGGUGAUAGUAUGGCCGACCUCAUGUUCACUUGCUGCAUCCCUCCAUCUAGCAACAAUGUUAACCACUUAUUGACAACCAAUUACAACUACAAUAAUCGAUUAAGUGCUGCCACACCAACAGAAUGUGGUCUUCAAAUGGUUGGUAUACAGAAGCGAAUUAUUGGAGGAAAUGAAGCAUUUUUUGGAGAGCUUCCGUGGCAGGCACAUAUCAGAAUAAAAGGAUAUCAGUGUGGAGGAGUACUCAUUAGUCAUGUGUUGGUUGCCACAGCUGCUCAUUGCGUGCAUAGGGCAAGAAUACAAGAUAUACGUGUGCACUUAGGAGAUUAUGAUACUCAAAAUACUGGUCAUUAUAUCGAGCCACUCCCUGAAGAGGUUCAUCAUGUUGUUCAAAAGAUAAUUCAUCCAAAAUUCCAAUAUCGACUUUCGCAACCUGACAGAUUUGAUAUUGCAUUGGUUCAGUUAUCAAAACCUGUCACAUACCGUGAAAAUAUUCUGCCCAUAUGUCUACCUAAUCAUGAUGACUCAUACAAUGGUCAAACUGGAGUGGUAGCUGGUUGGGGAAGAACGGAUAACGAAUACGGUAAAACGGGCACAAAUAUACUGCACAAAGCAUCUGUUCCUAUUCUAUCCGAUGAGGAAUGCUUCCGUUGGCACAGACGUAAAAGCAUAAACCUCGAGCUCCACCAAGAAAUGCUGUGUGCUGGUCAUAGCGAUGGACAUACAGAUGCAUGCUUGGGAGAUUCAGGAGGUCCACUAAUAGUAUACGAUGUGAGAACUUCUCGUUGGACUUUGGCUGGAAUCACCAGUGCAGGAUUUGGAUGUGCCGUUGACCAUCAACCAGGCAUCUAUCACAAGGUGGCAUUCACCUCUGAUUGGAUCAAGUCUUAUAUUAUCAGAUCAUACACCUAUUCCAACCGAUAAACAAGCAACUAGUUGUUAAAAAACAUGUGAUAUUUAAAACUAGUGAUGUAGAGUUAAAAAUUAUUUUGGUCUGUAAUAUAACUUAUUAAAAUGAAUUACUUGUUACUUCCAU
This is a messenger RNA of Nilaparvata lugens (brown planthopper), 1460 nucleotides long. RefSeq names its product serine proteinase stubble. Gene Ontology annotation, biological process: proteolysis. Bases 152 to 1348 code for a protein of 398 amino acids. Gene Ontology annotation, molecular function: serine-type endopeptidase activity. The transcript has 8 exons. Lineage: Eukaryota; Metazoa; Arthropoda; Insecta; Hemiptera; Delphacidae. The record is from RefSeq and is a predicted model, not a curated record.